Messenger RNA from Astyanax mexicanus (Mexican tetra), 5169 nucleotides. RefSeq names its product FERM domain containing 4Ba (gene frmd4ba). The coding region runs from base 195 to 3101 and encodes 968 amino acids. The transcript has 23 exons. Lineage: Eukaryota; Metazoa; Chordata; Actinopteri; Characiformes; Acestrorhamphidae. The record is from RefSeq and is a predicted model, not a curated record. Gene Ontology annotation, cellular component: cytoskeleton; adherens junction; bicellular tight junction. Gene Ontology annotation, biological process: establishment of epithelial cell polarity. Gene Ontology annotation, molecular function: cytoskeletal protein binding.
GAGAGAGAGAGAGAGAGAGAGAGAGGAAUGGACCGGACGCUGCAGGAGUGAUACAGGGAGAUACGGGAGUAAGGAAUAACCGGUUUACCGCUGCUGUUUACCCGCCGCGCGCUGGAAACUCCGAGCGCGAGAGCUAAACAAUACACGGACGGAGCGCGCGGACAGGACCGGGGGUCUGGAGCUCAGCGGGGACGAUGACGGAGGGCCGGCAGUGCCAGGUGCUGCUGCUGGAUGACAGACAGCUGGAACUCUUAGUCCAACCCAAGCUGUUAUCUCGAGAUCUUCUGGAUCUGGUUUCAUCUCACUUUAACCUGAAGGAGAAAGAGUAUUUCGGCAUUUCUUUCACAGAUGAGACUGGUCAGACUAACUGGCUGCAGCUGAACCGGAGAGUUCUGGAUCACGACUUUAACAAAAAGCCUGGACCACUCGAGCUCAAAUUCCAAGUCAGGUUUUAUAUUGAGAGUAUCAGCUUCCUGAAAGAUACAACAACGGUGGAACUGUUUUACCGGAACGCCAAGACUUCUGUCUACAAUGGAUCUAUAGAGCUGGAGAGCGAGAAGAUCUUCAGACUAGCCGCUUAUGUGCUGCAGGAGGCGAAGGGGGACUACACCAGUGAUGAAAACGCAAGAACGGACUUAAAGAAGCUCCCAACGUUCCCCACCGCCGUUCUGAAGGAACACCCCUCUCUGAGCUACUGUGAGGAUCGGGUAAUUGAGCAUUAUAAAACACUGGAGGGAUUGAGUCGAGGGAAAGCCAUCGUACAGUAUCUCUUGUUGGUGGAAUCUGUGCCAGCAUAUGGGGUUCAUUACUACGAAGUAAAGGAUAAGCAGGGGCUCCCGUGGUGGUUGGGAAUCAGCUACAAAGGCAUCGCUCAGUACGACCAGCAGGACAAGCUGAAGCCCAGAAAGAUCUUUCACUGGAAGCAGCUUGAGAACUUGUAUUUCCGCGAGAAGAAAUUCGCAGUUGAGGUCAACGACCCGCAGAGGAGGGCGGCAUCUAAGCGUACUUUCGGACAGUCUGGGCAGGCCAUCCACUCGUGGUAUGCCAGCCACUCUCUGAUCAAAACCAUCUGGGCGAUGGCCAUCAGUCAGCACCAGUUUUACCUGGACCGCAAACAGAGCAAAGCUAAAAUAGCCACGGCUAAGAGCCUGGGAGACAUCGCCAUGGACCUGACGGAGAUCGCAGCCCCCAGAAUCAGCAAGCUGGUCAGCGUGGAGAGCAAAGACCAGCUCAUUAUGGCCAGCACUGGAAGCCUGGUCUCUGCAGGUUCAGCAGAUUCUGAAGUGAGUGAAGAACUGAAGAAAGAGAAGAUCUCAGAGCUGAAGAAGAAGGAGAAGAACCUCCAGGAUCUUCUGACUCAGAAGCUCAAUGAGCUGAAGAAGAUCUGCCUGAGGGAAGCAGAAUUAACUGGAAAAUUACCUAAGGAGUAUCCUCUAGCGUCAGGAGAGAAGCCUCCCGCCGUACGCAAACGCGUAGGAACUGCCUUCAAACUCGACGACCUCUUCCCAUACGAUGCGGACCCUCAUCUGAGGAACUUGGAGAGCAGGUUCGCUCUACAGCAGAAGAUCGUGGAAGCAGCUAAGAAGCUGGCGAAUGAAACGGAACUGUGUAAAACGGUGAAGAAGAAACGGAGGAGGAACUACAUUGACGCCAUGAAGAGAUUCCAGGAAAUCGAGAACGAGAUUAAUGAUUACAGAGUGAAGACUGGGAAGGUGCCGACGCAGAGAGCCUCCCUCAUCAUCUCUGAUGACGUAAACGCAGCAGACCUCAGCUCUCUGUCUGAUAGCCUGAAUCUGGAAGACGACGAGGCUCUGGGAGUGCAGCGUCCGCGGUCUCGUUCGGUUCAGUACUCUCCCCGCCAUUCAGACGUCCUGGACGGUCCCUAUCACUCUGAUCUCAGGACCUCCGCCACCGAGGAGCAGCAGGACUCCAGCGGAUCUAAUUACGCUGAAGUCCAGGAUCCUUACCCCUACCUCCACAGAGAUGCCUUAUCCACACACAGUAGCCCCUAUUACCCUGCCUCCAAACAGCCCCGCGACUCCAGGAGCAUGCCCCCCACCCCCCAGCUCACCCGCAACGCCUUCAGCAGCAUCCAGCUCAGAUGUGAGGACGAUGCCCCUCAUCACUUUCGUCAGCGCAGCGGCAGCCUGGAGUCCCAGUCCCUCUACCCGUCAGAGACCGACGCCCCCGAGCCGGCCUUCACCAUCGCGCCCCCGGCCCGACGCAGCAACAGCACCGAGGUCCUGGACGACGUCUCCUCACACACCAGCCAGUCCAGCUCGGAGUACUGCGCCCACUCGCGGGCCCGGGACCGCCACCGGCGCCGGAAAGGCAACGUCUACGCCAACACGGGCAGCAUGCCCAACCUCGCCCAGAACGACGCCCACUGCUACGGCUACCAGCCACGGGCACGGCCCACCACCACCGCCUACUACGUUACCGGAUACCCCUGCUACCCGGAACCAGAGUCGUACAUGAACGGAGGAGGAUACGUCUACGAGAACGACAUGGAGGGACAAUAUAACGUAAACCCCUCCUACCACACGCCGGCGUACCCCGCCCAUGACCCGUACGGCCGGGGCUACGGGCAGGACGACAUGGACAACCUGAGCCAGAACCCGUACGCCACGCUGAGGCAAGCGAGGAACCGGCCACCGUCCAGAAACGAGAACUCCAGCAGACACAUGCAGAAAGCCAUGGUGGCUGAGCACCUGAGAGGCUGGUAUAACCGAAACAUGGGACACAAGCAGGCGGCGUACGAGUACGAGAGAGGACCGCAGCAGAGCGUGGCAUACAGGAUCGCACCGUCCGGAUACGGCUUCAGCGACCGCGCCACGUCUUACUCAUCAGUGUCCUCCGGCUGCAGUGGGAGUACCUGGCGCAGUCACCUGGCGGUGGGUCUGUCUGAGUACAGCAUGGCUCCGCCCCCCCAGCAGCCGUACGGUUACGGCUCGGUGCAGUACAGCCACCCGGCUCACAGCAGGUCGUACGUGGACGUGAGUCAAGCGGACACGCACAUGAGCAGCCCUGUGGACAGUUUCGACUCUGAGGAUCAGACUCUUUAUUGGCACGAAGACUCUAAACCUGGAACUAUAGUGUAGAGAGAAGAAGAAGGAAUGAGGUGAACCAGACUCUUCCUCAUUCCUCUGAGUGCCUUUUUCAAAUCUCUGCUUUUCUCUACGGACUGAAAAGAGUCAACAGCAGCACUGUAGAAGAGGAAUGUUACCCAGCGAGAACCAAACCAGACGCAUGACGCCGAGUUGAGCCAGGUUGUUGAUUGCACACUGCCCUGGUACAGGACGUUGGGACGCUCUAGAAAAGCUGUUUGAGCUUGUUUGGCGAUUGGCGUUGGGUGCUUGACGUUUGGCGAUUGGCAUUGGACAUUUGACGGUCAUUGUCUUUGGGCGCUUGAGGUUUGGUAAUUGUCGUUAAACACUUGAUGUUUGGCGAUUGUCGCUAAAGCUUGACAUUUGCCAAUGGUCGUUGGAUGCUUGGCGUUUGGCGAUGGUCGUUGUAUGCUUAGCAUUUGGCGAUUGUCGUUGAACACUUGAUUUUUGGCGAUGGUCGUUGGAUGCUUAGCAUUUGCCGAUGGUCGUUGGAUGCUUAGCGUUUAGCGAAGCUCGUUGGAUGCUUAGGGUUUAGCGAUGGUCGUUGGAUGCUUAGCGUUUGGCGAUGGUUGUUGAAUGCUUAGCGUUUAGCGAAGCUCGUUGGAUGCUUAGCGUUUAGCGAAGCUUGUUGGAUGCUUGGUGUUUGGUGAUUGUCGUUGGGCACUGGGCAUUUGGCGAUUGUCUUGGACGCUUAGUGUUUGACGAUUGUCGUUGGACGCUAGACGUUUGACAAUUUCUGUUAGACACUUGGCGUUUGGCGAUUGUCGUUGGGCGCUUGGCGUUUGCCGAUUGUCUUGGACGCUUAGUGUUUGACGAUUGUCGAUGGACGCUUGACAUCUGGCAAUUGUCGUUGGACGCUAGAUGUUUGACAAUUUCUGUUGGACACUUGGCGUUUGUUGUUGAACGCUUGAUGUUUGGCGAUUGUCUUUAAACACUAGACAUCUGACGAUUGUCGUUGGGCUUUUGACAUUUGCCAGUCACCAUUAGGCGCUUGGCGUUUGGCGAUUGGUGUUGAGCGAUUGCCGUUUGACUAGCACUUGUGUUGCAGAACUUUAUCUGUCCUUGGAAAUUCCCACUCUUAGUGGGUUGUCUUUAGGCCUGGAAUUGACAUUUGAGCCAAAUAAACCUGGACAAGUUCCCCAUUACCAUGGAUGAAGGAUAUUACGGUGGUAAAUCCACUGGACAGAUACAUGCAAAUAUUCAUAUGAAGGAUUGAACUCAGCUGGUUUCUGUUUUGAUAAAAAAAAAUGCUCUACCUGGACACGUUCUGCAGUCUACUCAUGUUGAAGAACUGGAACUAUUAACCUUUAUGUAUUGCUACUGAAGUUCUUUUUUCAUGUGGGAAGAUUUUUUAUUCACUUUUUUACAGAUAUGAAUUGCUUUGCACAUCUACUGUAAAAUACAAUAACUGAUAAAGUAGAGGAGCAACACUAACAAUACUGGGGGCGUCUUUGUUACUGAAGAGGAUAAAAUACUCUUAAAUAAAUUAACAACCAGUAAUUUCAGUAAAUCUAAUUGGGGGCGAGUCUUAGAGAAUUUAGAGCCAAUUUUUUUCUUUAAAAAAAAUCCAUAUUCGAUGUCAAACAAAUAUGAUACAAUAUAUUGCGAUAUCAAUAUUUUGUCCCACCCCUUAACAGAGCUUUAGCUUGGUGAUUGGUUGGCCCCAAUCUGUUUCCUGUAAUAUUUGAGAUCUCUUCUGCUUCUGGAUUUUUAACUACUAUUUAACUACAUUUUAUACACUACUGCUGUGUUAAUAAAUGGUUUAUUACAGCCAUUCUAAUUUUCUUAAAUACACUAUAUAAUGUCUGACUGCGUCUGAUCCGAUACUGAAACCUGUGGCCUGGUGUCUGCGUCUCUCUCCAGCAGAGAGCUGUUUAUAUGUGAAUUUUUGUAUAUAGACUUUCUUACUGUUGUCAUUUUUAGAGAGAUUUUUUCUAUGUGUUUUUUGAAAGGCGUGUAAUAUAUAUAGUAAUUGAAUUUGUUAAGCUGGUUCUUAGUCGUUUGUAUCAACAAAAUGCAUUUGAAUAAAAAAACAACAAUUUCCAACUUUCAGAAGAUUAAA